Molecule: messenger RNA, 323 nt
Organism: Drosophila kikkawai
Lineage: Eukaryota; Metazoa; Arthropoda; Insecta; Diptera; Drosophilidae
Product: protein CEBPZOS
Source: RefSeq, a predicted model, not a curated record
AAUUUUUUUGUUUUUCUACCCCAAGCAAACGUGUUUAAUUUUCAUUUAACUCUCCUGUAAUGCUGCCCAAAACACCCAAGCCCGCCAUUUGGAAAUUCAUCAAGGGUAGUGCCAAGACAUUAUUCGUGCUGGAGGCAGUGUGCUUUGCAGCCAGCUACGGUGUCUAUUACCGCAUGAACACAAAUCGAGAGUUUCGGCAACACAUCCACGAGAACUAUCCGUUCGUGCUUGAUUAUUAUUAUAAGAUCGGCGAACUCGUUGGAGAUAGUAAGGUGCGGCAGACGGACGCCACUUACUGGAGUGCCCAGAAGAAGAGCGACUAG